Molecule: messenger RNA, 2384 nt
Organism: Neurospora tetrasperma FGSC 2508
Lineage: Eukaryota; Fungi; Ascomycota; Sordariomycetes; Sordariales; Sordariaceae
Exons: 4
Coding region: 1-2094 (697 amino acids)
Biological process (GO): long-chain fatty-acyl-CoA metabolic process; long-chain fatty acid metabolic process
Cellular component (GO): plasma membrane; endoplasmic reticulum; lipid droplet
Molecular function (GO): long-chain fatty acid-CoA ligase activity
Source: RefSeq, a predicted model, not a curated record
AUGGCGAACACAGGGCCCGGAAAUGUGCCUUUGCACUUCAUUCAAAAACCUCCCUUUACCGUCGAGGACCCCAAUGCCCAACCGAUCCCAGGCGAGACCAUUCCCCGCCGACAUCCCAAGGCUAAGAAUGGCCUCGCGACUCGCCCUGCACCUGGAGUCAACACCACUCUAGACCUCCUUACUAGAACCGUGGAGCUGUACGGUGAUGAACGCGCCAUAGGAAGCCGCAAGCUGAUCAAGCUUCACAAGGACAUCAAAAAGGUCCCCAAGGUCGUUGACGGCGAGACCGUCAUGGUGGACAAGGAAUGGCAAUACUUUGAGCUUACUCCGUAUUCGUACAUCACCUACGGAGAAUAUUUCACCAUCGUGAAGCAGAUAGGCGCUGGUCUUCGCAAACUCGGCUUGGAACCCAAGGACAAAUUGCACAUCUUUGCUACCACGAGCCCCCAAUGGCUCGGCAUGUCGCAUGCCGCCUCGUCCCAGUCUCUCACCAUCGUUACCGCCUACGACACCCUCGGUGAGAGCGGCGUCCAACAUUCCCUUGUCCAGAGCAAGGCGAGCGCCAUGUUCACCGACCCUCACCUUCUCAAGACAGCUACGAACCCGCUCAAGGAGGCUACAUCCGUCAAGAUCGUCAUCUACAAUAAUCACACUACGCAGCCCGUGUCCCAAGACAAGAUUGAUGCCUUCAAGGCCGAGCACCCGGACCUUACCGUGCUCUCUUUCGAAGAACUUCGUGCUCUCGGCGAAGAGAACCCCGUCCCACUCACACCCCCCAAUCCGGACGAUACCUACUGCAUCAUGUACACCUCCGGCAGCACCGGUCCACCCAAGGGCGUUCCCGUCAGCCACGCUGGCUUUGUCGCCGCCGUAGCCGGUCUCUACGCCGUCAUGGAGGAAUCCGUCACCCACCGCGACCGAGUUCUCGCCUACCUGCCGCUUGCCCACAUCUUCGAACUCGUCCUGGAAAACCUCGGCGUCUUCGUUGGCGGGACCCUUGGAUACUCAAAUGCCCGUACCCUUUCCGACACCAGCAUGCGCAACUGCCCGGGCGACAUGCGCGCCUUCAAGCCCACGAUCAUGGUCGGCGUUCCGCAGGUUUGGGAGACCGUCAAGAAGGGCAUCGAGGGCAAGGUCAACAGCGCCGGCGCCCUCACCAAGGCCUUGUUCUGGGGCGCCUACAACAUCAAGUCCUUCCUCGUCUCCAAUAACCUACCCGGAAAGACCAUCUUCGAUGAUCUCGUCUUUGGCCAGGUGCGCACCAUGACGGGUGGCGAGCUGCGCUUCAUUGUCAACGGCGCCAGUGGUAUCGCCGCCUCCACGCAGCAUUUCAUGUCCAUGGUGGUUGCGCCCAUGCUAAACGGAUAUGGCCUAACCGAGACCUGCGGCAACGGCGCCCUCGGCUCCCCCAUGCAAUGGACCUCCAACGCCAUCGGCGCGAUGCCCGCCGCCGUGGAAAUGAAACUCGUCUCCCUCCCCGAACUCAACUACCACACCGACACGGUUCCGCCCCAGGGAGAAAUCCUCUUCCGUGGCGCCUGCGUCAUAAAAGAGUACUACGAAAACCCCGAAGAAACCGCCAAAGCCAUCACCCCCGACGGGUGGUUCAAAUCCGGCGACAUUGGCGAGAUCGACGCCAACGGCCAUUUGCGGGUAAUCGACCGCGUCAAGAAUCUCGUCAAGCUCCAGGGCGGCGAGUACAUUGCCCUAGAGAAACUCGAGGCUGUGUAUAGAGGAGCGGUAUUUGUGCAUAAUAUUAUGGUGCAUGGUGACAAUAGUGCCCCGAGGCCGAUCGCGGUGGUGGUACCUAAUGAGAAGGCGUUGACAGAGAAAGCAAAGGAGUUGGGACUAGGCGCGGAAGCGCCGGGUGAGAUGCACAGGAAUAGGAAGUUGAGGGAUGCGGUUUUGAAGGAGUUGCAGAGUGUGGGGAGGAGGGCUGGGUUAAGUGGAAUGGAGACGGUGGCGGGGGUGGUGUUGGUUGAUGAUGAGUGGACGCCGGCGAAUGGUUUUGUUACUGCUACGCAAAAGAUUAAUAGGAGAGCGGUGAAGGAAAAGUACUCGAAGGAGAUUUCGGAUUGUCUUGAUGGAAAAUAACCUAGCCUCGCCCGAGCAUUGUUUGAGAGGGGUCGGCUAGGACAUGAGAAGGGGUAAUUGUAAUGGCACCUUGCAAAUGGAAAGGGGAGGAGGCCAGAAGACACUCAUCCUAGGCACUAUGGUAAGGUCAAGCGGAUGGGACAAACUAGCAUUGUUUGGCAUUCAUUCAUUAGAAGAGAAGAAGAAAAGGGGACUGGGAUAGGAUACCCUACAUGUUUACGCCAGUAUUAGGUAGUUUUGCAUCGUUGUGCUUUCUCAAGAAGUCAGUUAGUAUUAUAUCCUUAUACCCG